CUUCUCUUCUUCUCGUUUAGCCAACGGAGGGACAGAGACCCAUUUGUAGUCGUCAAGUUCUUUCUUUUACUGUGAAAAAUCUUCAAUGGCGGCCACUCUCUCCCUCCCCAACAAUCACUCUCUGCCCUCUCUCCUCUCCCCAAAAACCCCAUCUUCCCAAGCGCCACCAUCAUCCCUGUUGAUCCCCAGAUCCUUGCAUUCCCAGUUUCAUGGCAUCCGGCUGUCCACUCCCACCUCUCUGCCCCUGGCGUCUUCUUCCUCUGCCAAAAGCUGCAUCUUUGCCAAGGUGAACAAAGGGCGGGUGCCGCCGUCCUUCACGCUGAAAAACCAGGACGGGAAGCCUGUGAGCCUGUCGAAGUUCAAGGGGAAGCCUGUGGUUGUCUACUUUUACCCUGCAGAUGAGACCCCCGGCUGCACCAAACAGGCAUGUGCUUUCAGAGAUUCUUAUGAGAAGUUCAAGAAAGCCGGAGCUGAGGUGGUUGGAAUAAGUGGGGAUGACCCAUCUUCACACCAGGCUUUUGCAAAGAAGUACAGACUCCCAUUUACAUUACUGAGUGACGAGGGCAACAAGGUGAGGAAAGAGUGGGGCGUGCCAGCAGAUCUCUUUGGAGCAUUGCCAGGAAGACAGACGUAUGUCCUUGACAAGAAUGGGGUGGUCCAGCUAAUCUACAACAACCAGUUCCAACCAGAGAAGCACAUCAAUGAGACGUUGAAGCUCCUGCAAAGCCUCUAAAUUUGAUCCCAUUUAAUUCAUGUACUUCUUGUAUUUAUUCAUAUCAUAUCACGACGAAGUCGCUAGACUUUAUAUGUAUCUAGUUUCAAUUAGCUUUAAAUACUCACUUUUGGAACCUCUCACCUCUCAUCAUGAGAAAUGUGAUCGGAUUCGCAUACUAUUUAUCCUUACUAAUGCAAAGUUCAAUUUUUGAAGUUGAA
Molecule: messenger RNA, 933 nt
Organism: Punica granatum (pomegranate)
Lineage: Eukaryota; Viridiplantae; Streptophyta; Magnoliopsida; Myrtales; Lythraceae
Source: RefSeq, a predicted model, not a curated record